CCACCACCACCACCACCACCACCAAUCUCAGGAACAAAGUACACACACUUAUCAUACCUUGUGAUCGAGCUAGUCAUGGCUUCUGCAGCAUCUUCUUGCUCAUCCUCACUUUAUUUACAAAACCCCAUCCAUACCCGAAACAGUACCAACAUAAAUUGCUCUAUCCAAACCACCACCCCUUCCAUACUCCAUUUCCCAAAACAACACACUUCAACCCAUCCAACACCACCACCUACUACUACUCGUCCCAAUACCAUUACAUACCCACAAACAAAAACAAAACCAAACUCUUCAUCUUCAACCUCAUCUUCACAAUGGAAUUUCCUUCAAAGAGCUAUGUCCAUGGCCUUCGAUGCAGUCGAGACCGCCCUAGUUGCAUGUGAGCUCCAGCAUCCUCUGCCCAAAACAGCUGACCCCACCAUCCAAAUUGCUGGCAAUUUCGCUCCCGUGCCAGAGCACCCCGUCCACCACACCCUUCCAGUCACCGGAAAAAUACCUCAAUGCAUUCAAGGUGUUUAUGUCCGAAAUGGCGCCAACCCGCUUUUUGAGCCGGUCGCCGGCCACCACCUCUUCGACGGUGACGGCAUGGUCCACGCUGUCAAGCUUGAAGGCGGUUCCGCCAGCUAUGCCUGCCGGUUCACUGAAACGCAACGGCUCGUUCAAGAACGGGCAUUAGGCCGCCCGGUGUUCCCCAAAGCCAUUGGCGAGCUUCACGGCCACUCUGGCAUCGCCAGACUACUACUCUUCUACGCUCGUGGCCUUUUCGGCCUCCUCGAUCACCAACACGGCAUCGGGGUCGCCAACGCCGGUCUAGUGUACUUCAAUAACCGCCUCCUCGCCAUGUCAGAGGAUGACCUGCCGUACCACAUCCGCGUCACCCCCUCCGGCGACCUCCAGACAGUUUGCAGGUAUGACUUCGACGGUCAGCUCAAUUCAUCCAUGAUCGCACAUCCCAAGCUCGACCCAUUCUCCGAAGAGCUCUUCUCUCUCAGCUACGAUGUCAUCCAAAAACCCCACCUCAAGUACUUCAAAUUUUCCAAGUCCGGUCAAAAGUCACCGGACAUCGAAAUCCCAUUACCAGAGGCAACCAUGAUCCAUGACUUCGCCAUAACAGAGCGGUUCGUGGUCAUCCCGGACCAGCAGGUGGUGUUCAAGCUCCCGGAAAUGAUCAGGGGCGGCUCGCCGGUGGUGUAUGACAAGAACAAGAUUGCCCGUUUCGGCAUUCUUGAUAAGUAUGCAAGUGAUGCUUCAAAAAUCAAAUGGGUCGAAACAAGUGACUGUUUUUGCUUCCAUCUCUGGAAUGCUUGGGAAGAACCAGAGACCCAUGAAGUCGUCGUGAUCGGGUCAUGCAUGACUCCGGCCGACUCCAUUUUCAACGAAUCCGACGAGGGAUUGAGAAGCAUACUAUCCGAAAUUCGACUCAAUUUGAAGACCGGUAAGUCCACUCGCCGUCCUGUAAUAAGCAACUCCGGUGACCAAGUCAACUUAGAGGCUGGAAUGGUGAAUCGGAACAAGCUCGGACGGAGAACCCAGUUCGCCUACCUCGCCAUUGCCGAGCCUUGGCCUAAAGUCUCCGGGUUUGCCAAAAUUGACCUCUUUACCGGAGAAAUAAAGAAGCAUGUUUAUGGUGAUCAAAGGUAUGGUGGUGAGCCUCUGUUCCUUCCAAAAGACUCUGUUUCGGAAACAGAGGAUGAUGGGUAUGUCUUAGCUUUCGUGCACAACGAGAAGACACGGAAAUCGGAGCUUCAAAUCGUAAACGCCAUGACUAUGCAGUUAGAGGCUGCAAUUCAGCUUCCUUCUAGAGUUCCAUAUGGUUUUCAUGGUACUUUUGUAAGCUCAAAUGAAUUGGCAACACAGGCCUAAUUUGGGGAUUUGUCAGUGUGUUAUAUAGUCGGAGAUUUGUCAGAGGGAUUGUUUUAGAUACGUCCUCGGAAUCUCCUACCUGGAUAUAGUAUUCGUAUUGUACGUGAAAGGUUUUUCAGAGACCAGCUUGUAGCUUUUGGGUGUAGGUAGGAUUGGAGCUCAGCUGGUUCUUGUUUAUUCUUUCACUUGUUUAGAUUAUGUAAAUUACAGAAGAAGCAUAUAUAUAUAUAUAUAUAUAUAUAUAUAUGUAACGUGUGUAACUUUGUUCAUUCAUUUAUCACUAUGUUUAUUGUAGAAAAUGGCAUGUAAUAUCUCCACUGUCGAUCUUCCUUACCAAAAAACAAUAUACAGUAUAUAUAAUUAUAUAUA
This is a messenger RNA of Cornus florida, 2232 nucleotides long. RefSeq names its product 9-cis-epoxycarotenoid dioxygenase NCED1, chloroplastic-like. Gene Ontology annotation, cellular component: chloroplast stroma. NCBI's taxonomy places the organism in Eukaryota, Viridiplantae, Streptophyta, Magnoliopsida, Cornales, Cornaceae. The transcript has a single exon. Bases 76 to 1863 code for a protein of 595 amino acids. Gene Ontology annotation, biological process: carotene catabolic process. The record is from RefSeq and is a predicted model, not a curated record. Gene Ontology annotation, molecular function: carotenoid dioxygenase activity.